AUGGGGCCGAUCGAGUGGGCUGGCGUAGGCCUCGGGCUGGUUGACGGGCGGCGAUGCGGUGUUGGUGCUACGCUGUUGGGAUGGUUGCGAGGCCAUCAAGAAUGUGAAGCCGAACUGGCUUCUACGAAACUGGUCUCACGUCGUCAACGCGUCGCGCGAGCGGCUGCACAUACCGCAUGCGUUGGCUACGUUGCGUUGCGUUGUCAGCGGAACCAAGCGCGAAAUGACGAUAAGCAGGCAACUGCUAUCUUUACAUACGUCUCACAACUUGCUUUCGAAACUCCCAUUAUCAGCUGCCAAGAUGAGUGA
Strongylus vulgaris is the source of this 309-nucleotide messenger RNA. The record is from the annotation of a GenBank genome assembly. Lineage: Eukaryota; Metazoa; Nematoda; Chromadorea; Rhabditida; Strongylidae.